Acomys russatus (golden spiny mouse) is the source of this 567-nucleotide messenger RNA. Its product is annotated as centrosomal protein of 97 kDa-like. The record is from RefSeq and is a predicted model, not a curated record. The transcript is spliced from 4 exons. NCBI's taxonomy places the organism in Eukaryota, Metazoa, Chordata, Mammalia, Rodentia, Muridae. Gene Ontology annotation, molecular function: protein binding. Bases 94 to 567 code for a protein of 157 amino acids.
CUGGGAGUUGUAGUUUGCAGUUCACCACGGCUGACUACACGCUCUACAGAACGGCUGAGGACGGUUGCCUGGUGUCAUUAGCAAGCGGCAAGUAUGGCGGUGGCGCGAGCUGACGGGGCUGUGGCUCCGGGAGAAGGGUCAGUGGUGAACUGGUCAGGGCAGGGCCUGCAGAAAUUGGGUCCCAACUUGCCCUGUGAAGCCGACGUUCACACAUUGAUUCUGGAUAAAAAUCAGAUUAUUAAACUGGAAAAUCUAGAGAAAUGCAAACAGUUAAUACAGUUGUCAGUGGCUAAUAACCGGCUGGUUCGGAUGAUGGGUGUGGCCAAACUGACUCAACUCCGGGUAUUAAAUUUACCUCAUAAUAGUAUUGGCUGCAUGGAAGGGCUGAAGGACCUGGUACAUCUGGAAUGGCUGAAUUUAGCAGGAAAUAAUCUGAAGACCAUGGAACAAAUAAAUAGCUGCACAGCUCUACAACACCUAGAUUUGUCCGACAAUAACAUACCCCAGAUAGGCGAUCUAUCGAAGCUGGUGUCUUUGAAGGUAAGUGGGUCUUCUGUCACUUCUUAA